CUCAGCAUUGCAGGCUACCCCAGACGCCAUGGACACUCGACUCCUCCUGGCUCUGUGUGUCAUCCUGCUGGCAUUGGGCUGUGUAGUCCAGGGGACCCCCGUCCCUGCGCAAGAUGAGCCUGCCCUGAUGGAAAAGGUGCAGAAGUCACUGUACGACUACUGGGACUCGGCCAAGGCCGCCGCCCAAGGCUUGUACCACAACUCGUACCUGGCCUCCAUGGACGAGAAAAUCAGGGACAUGUACACCAAGAGCACGGCAGCCAUGACCACCUACGCCAGCAUCUUCACUGACCAGAUCCUGUCCCUGCUGAAGGGAGAUGACUGA
Molecule: messenger RNA, 325 nt
Organism: Ochotona princeps (American pika)
Lineage: Eukaryota; Metazoa; Chordata; Mammalia; Lagomorpha; Ochotonidae
Gene: APOC2
Product: apolipoprotein C2
Exons: 3
Coding region: 29-325 (98 amino acids)
Biological process (GO): chylomicron remnant clearance; negative regulation of very-low-density lipoprotein particle clearance; lipid transport
Cellular component (GO): intermediate-density lipoprotein particle; spherical high-density lipoprotein particle; low-density lipoprotein particle
Molecular function (GO): lipoprotein lipase activator activity; lipid binding; phospholipase activator activity
Source: RefSeq, a predicted model, not a curated record